AUGAGCACUCCCGAAUAUGAGAAACGAUUCCUGCGUCUUCGCAGUCCCGCUGCCCGUAAGCUCUUCUCGAUCAGUGACUCUUCCUCCUCGCAAGAUCGCUUCAUUCCCUGCCGAGUAAACAACAACUGGACUACAAACUUUGCUACGCUCAGUACGAAAUCGAACGAAAAUUCGCCCCAAUCGAGCAAAAAGCAGCGUGACUGUGGGGAAAAUGCACGGGACAGUUUGGCCUACAGUUGUCUGCUGAAGAACGAACUGCUCGGCACGGGAAUCGAUGAUGUGAAGCUAGCGGCGGACGAUAAGAAUGGCAGUGGUGGCGGAGGAGGCGGUGGAAACAGUGGAGGGAGUGGUGGUAGUGGUGGGGGAGGUGGCUUGUAUGCAAACAGCAACCGGACAAGACUGUUUAAAUAUCAGUCUCCGACGAAACAGGAUUACAACGAACAGUGUCCGUACUCGCUAUCACCCGUCAGCAUCAAAAGCCAAAAAUUAUUACGUUCGCCCCGCAAAGCGACUCGCAAAAUUUCCAAGAUACCGUUCAAAGUGUUGGACGCGCCCGAACUGCAGGACGAUUUCUACCUCAACCUAGUCGACUGGUCCGCACAGAACGUGUUGGCGGUGGGUCUUGGUAGUUGCGUUUAUCUCUGGAGUGCUUGCACCAGUCAGGUUACACGACUAUGCGAUCUCAGCUCCGAUUCCAACACGAUCACGUCCGUCUCAUGGAGCGAACGGGGCCAUCAGCUAGCGGUAGGAACGCAACACGGAUACGUCACUGUGUGGGAUGUUGCGGCUAGCAAACAGGUAAAUAAACUGCAAGGUCAUUCGGCACGUGUCGGCGCACUGGCCUGGAACGGGGACGUUCUAUCGAGCGGGUCUCGGGAUCGUCUGAUCAUGCAGCGUGAUACGCGCACACCAUCACAGGUCCCCGAGCGAAGGCUCGCCGGUCACCGGCAGGAAGUGUGCGGUCUCAAAUGGUCCCCGGACAACCAGUAUCUGGCCAGCGGCGGCAAUGACAACCGGUUGUACGUGUGGAACCAACAUUCAUCCUCACCCGUGCACUCGUACUCGGAGCAUAUGGCGGCGGUGAAAGCAAUCGCCUGGUCACCGCAUCAUCAUGGUCUGCUGGCCAGUGGUGGCGGUACUGCCGACCGUUGCAUACGGUUCUGGAACACGCUCACCGGACAGCCGAUGCAGUGCGUCGAUACUGGCUCGCAGGUGUGCAAUCUGGCCUGGUCCAAGCAUUCGUCCGAGCUCGUCUCCACCCACGGCUACUCGCAGAAUCAGAUUCUCGUGUGGAAGUACCCAUCGUUAACGCAGGUGGCCAAGCUGACCGGCCACUCGUACCGCGUGCUCUACCUCGCGCUCAGCCCGGACGGUGAAGCGAUCGUGACCGGUGCGGGCGAUGAAACGUUACGCUUUUGGAACGUGUUUAGCAAGGCACGGUCGCAGAAGGAGAACAAAAGUGUACUGAAUCUGUUCACAAACAUUCGGUAAAACUGGACCGGAGGAGAGUGGUAGACCUUUCC
Messenger RNA from Anopheles maculipalpis, 1523 nucleotides. It is a transcript of the gene fzr, whose product is annotated as fizzy-related protein homolog. Gene Ontology annotation, cellular component: anaphase-promoting complex. The record is from RefSeq and is a predicted model, not a curated record. NCBI's taxonomy places the organism in Eukaryota, Metazoa, Arthropoda, Insecta, Diptera, Culicidae. Gene Ontology annotation, molecular function: protein binding; ubiquitin ligase activator activity; anaphase-promoting complex binding. The transcript is spliced from 6 exons. Gene Ontology annotation, biological process: anaphase-promoting complex-dependent catabolic process; positive regulation of anaphase-promoting complex-dependent catabolic process; positive regulation of ubiquitin protein ligase activity. Bases 1 to 1491 code for a protein of 496 amino acids.